Stomoxys calcitrans (stable fly) is the source of this 1359-nucleotide messenger RNA. RefSeq names its product probable phosphoserine aminotransferase. The record is from RefSeq and is a predicted model, not a curated record. Gene Ontology annotation, cellular component: cytoplasm. The transcript has 3 exons. Gene Ontology annotation, biological process: L-serine biosynthetic process. Gene Ontology annotation, molecular function: O-phospho-L-serine:2-oxoglutarate transaminase activity; pyridoxal phosphate binding. Lineage: Eukaryota; Metazoa; Arthropoda; Insecta; Diptera; Muscidae. Bases 134 to 1228 code for a protein of 364 amino acids.
UGACUUGGUGCUCAGUUAUAAAACUGCAGCGCGAUCGAACGGUCAUUCAUAAAUCGUUUAAACGUGGAAGAGAAGCAUUUUUCAUUAUUGAAUUAUCAGUAACGGGAACAUAUCACAUAAUCAGUUUUCUAAAAUGGUCAUCAAUUUUGCUGCGGGUCCAGCCAAGUUGCCGGAAGAGGUGCUUGCGGAAGUGCAAAAGAGCUUAUUGAAUUGCCAUGGAAGUGGAAUAUCUGUUAUGGAGAUGUCUCAUCGAUCCUCUACGUACGGCAAAAUCCAAACGGACGCAAUGAGUGCAUUGAGGAAUAUUUUGAACAUUCCCGACAACUAUAAGGUGCUGCUGAUGCAAGGUGGCGGCACUGGACAGUUUGCUGCGGUUGCCUUGAAUCUAAUUGGCCGUACCGGGACUGCAGAUUAUGCUGUCACCGGUUCGUGGUCAGCUAAAGCUGCCAAAGAAGCUGCUCAAUAUGGAAAAGUAAAUUUGGUGUUGCCAAAAUUCAGCAAAUACACCACAGUUCCGCGCUUAAACACAUGGGCCAUGGAUCCGAAUGCAUCUUAUUUGUACUACUGUGACAACGAAACUGUUGAUGGCGUGGAAUUUGAUUUCGUACCGGAAGCCCCUAAUGGAGUACCUGUGGUUUGUGAUAUGUCCUCCAAUUUCCUGUCCCGUAAAUUUGAUGUGAAACGUUUCGGGGUUAUUUUUGCUGGAGCUCAGAAAAACAUUGGUCCAUCCGGUACUACUGUCAUCAUAAUCAGAGAAGAUUUGUUAGGACACCAACUGAAGGAGACACCAUCCAUUUUAAACUACGCGUUAAUGUAUAAAAAUGACUCCUUGAUGAAUACUCCAAAUACCUUUGGAAUUUACGUUACGGGUUUAGUCUUCCAGUGGAUUCAGCGCAAUGGCGGCCUCGAUGGCAUGGGGAAGAGAUCACACACCAAAUCACAAAUGAUAUACGAUGUAAUCAACAAAACAAAUGGGUUUUUCUUCUGCCCAGUAGAGGACAACGUUCGAUCGCGCAUGAAUGUACCUUUCAGGAUUGGCGGACCGCAGGGCGAUGACACUUUGGAGAAGGCAUUUUUAACCAAAGCCGAAAGUGAAGACAUGAUUCAAUUGAAAGGUCAUCGUUCAGUAGGUGGAAUCCGAGCAUCACUAUACAACGCCAUAACAGUAGAAGAGACACAAAAGCUAGCUGAUCUGAUGUGGAAAUUUUAUGAAAAUAAUCGCAAAUAAAAAACACAAAAUUAUUUAUUUCAUAAAUACACAAAUAUUGUUUAUAAAGUGAUGACGUUAGUUAAAUCAUUUUACGUGCCCUGAAUACGUCAUCUAAUUGUGCUUCCAAAUAAAUAUUUGUUCCCCGCAAA